AUGUUAAUCAACCGUUUCACGUUGACAUUCUUCGCGCUCGCCGCAAGUGUCAACGCGCUCGCCAUUCCUUUACACUCUCGUCGCGCUGACAAUUUCGCCUCCACAACUGAAGACAAUGGUGCCUCUGUAGCAGAAAACAAUGCACCCAAGAUCGCCUUACCACCUCAAUUGCCUCCUUCAUAUGUCCCAAAAGGCGUCACCCCAGCACUUGCCUCACCUCCAGCAGGCGCUCCAAACACAGACUCGUCAUCUCAACAAUCAAAAGCAUUCUCUCCACCAACAGAGCUAGUAGCCGAUAGUGCUCAAGUGACUACACCAGCUGGUGCUGCUGCAGACAAGCCGAUAAUGGGCAAUAGUCAAACAGCUAAAUCAGCAACAGAUACACCAACAGGCGACAACACCAUCCAAACAACCAAACCAGAAACGGGCACACCAGAACCCAACGAUGUUCAAGGAACCUCCCCGACAUAA
Molecule: messenger RNA, 471 nt
Organism: Linnemannia hyalina
Lineage: Eukaryota; Fungi; Mortierellomycota; Mortierellomycetes; Mortierellales; Mortierellaceae
Source: the annotation of a GenBank genome assembly